Messenger RNA from Colletotrichum karsti, 714 nucleotides. RefSeq lists its product as uncharacterized. The transcript has 3 exons. NCBI's taxonomy places the organism in Eukaryota, Fungi, Ascomycota, Sordariomycetes, Glomerellales, Glomerellaceae. The coding region runs from base 1 to 714 and encodes 237 amino acids. The record is from RefSeq and is a predicted model, not a curated record.
AUGAAGCUAUCACGAGUACUCUGCAUCUCAGCCCAACUUCUUGUCGCAGCCUCACUGCCCAUUUCAACUUCGUCGAAAAAUGUCAACGUUGCCCUGAGCAAAAAGGCGGUGAUUGGUGAGGAGGACAUUUCGAAGCGCAUGCCUGCUGAAAAUCCGGCUGCAACACCGAAAGAGACGCCUGGAAAGGAAGCCGCAGCAGGGGGAGAAGCUGGUGCUGGAGGCGAGGGUGAGAAAAAAAAGAACGAGAAGGAAAUCGAGGGCCAGUUCAAUGUACCGGUUCGUCUUGGAGGCGCAAGUCUCAAACAGGAUGUGCUUUUCCCUCCAGGGAAAAACGGUCGUUUCGAAGUCGAGUUCCAGAACCCCAUCGGCCGAACUCUCACAGUGACUGAGAACAGAGCGCCGGCGCCCCCUCCACCAGGCUUCACAGCAGUUGAAGCGGUGUCUUACAAAGUCAACCUAGCAGAGGGAGCUCAGGGAAUGGCAUUGUCCAAGAUCGACUACAUCUUGAACACUGGCAACACCCUAGACAUCAGCAAAGGACAAAUCGGUCGACUCUUCCCCGAAGCCAAUGCUUUCAUCAUCGACCCUGCCCUGGGCGAACUCGAGUUUGAAGCCGAGGAGAACGAGCUCACUCUCAAAGUCGCAAACAUGAAUGGGGAGUUCGCUGUCUUCCUCCCACAAGCAGGUGGUGGCGGAGCUGCAGCGCGGAGUUAG